Daphnia pulex (common water flea) is the source of this 769-nucleotide messenger RNA. Its product is annotated as protein spaetzle-like. The record is from RefSeq and is a predicted model, not a curated record. Gene Ontology annotation, molecular function: Toll binding; growth factor activity. Gene Ontology annotation, biological process: innate immune response; central nervous system formation; regulation of Toll signaling pathway. Gene Ontology annotation, cellular component: extracellular region. Lineage: Eukaryota; Metazoa; Arthropoda; Branchiopoda; Diplostraca; Daphniidae. Bases 93 to 695 code for a protein of 200 amino acids. The transcript is spliced from 2 exons.
GUUGAAGUCAGACGACUUUCAAACGCUGAUUCCGGUGAAACACCUCCGACGUUGUCUAAAUAAGAGUUGCACAUUUAAGAAAAAUUUAGAAAAUGACGUUUAAACUUUUGAUUUUGACUGCUUUAAUUGCUGUCACAGUGGCUAAUAAAUAUGUUCCAGCUUACAAGCCAGGCUAUCCGGCAGCCAAGUACGACGACGUACCGCUCUGCGCAAAAAACAAUCCGAAGCCGUGGUGUCUCGAUGAUGAAGUUUACCCACUUUACGACGUCCAGAAGGCUUUGGAUCAACAUUAUCAAGAAGUCUUGGCGCUCUACAAGGACCUAAAGGCCAUCACACCCAACUCGGUCGACGGAUUGAAAGAUUUGUCGGAAGAAACGUAUCUGUGCCCGAGUUCUACCGCUUACGUUCAACCUAUGCGAGCUGUCAAUGUCGAUGGAAAGUGGCGUGUUAUUGUCAACAAAGUCGAGUCUUACAAUUACCAGUUCACCCAGACGGCCCGCAUCGAGGAAUGUGACAUCGAAAUCGGUUCUUCUUGUCCAUUGGUUCCUUCUUGCUACGACUCCAAAUGCGUCCAGAAGAAUGUUUUCCACCGUUUCUUGGUCUUUGAUCCUUACGAUUAUUACUUUCCCUUCGCCAUUGAAAAUUUCCAACUACCUGCUUCUUGCGGUUGUGUUGUUGGCGCCUUUUUCCUUUAAAAAGUCAGCUUGAAAAAAAAAUGUCAUUAAUAUAUUAACUGGCUGCACAGAAUAAACGGAGAAUUCGCAUCGCA